GGUUGCAGUCGUGCCGGGCACGCGGGCGGGGGUAGGAGGGGUGCAACGAACCCUCUCGCCUCGGCUCGAGUCUACGGAGCACGGAGUUGUGUUCGAAUCAUGGCGACACCCGACCCCGUAGACCCAGCCACCCUAGAGAUUAAGACCCGUAGCAUAGAACAGACACUACUUCCACUAGUGAAACAGAUUUCCACGUUAAUCUCGCAUAGAGAACGACCGCUAUGCUCGGACCGGAGUUUGCGAGCGGUUGCCAGGGUCGGCCAGGCGGUAAAUUUGGCGGUCGAGAGAUUCGUGACCGUCGGCGAAACUAUCGCGGACGACAACCCGGAGAUCAAACAAGACAUGUACGAGGCGUGCAAAGAGGCGAGGGUUGCAGGCUCAGCAAUCGAGAAAUUAUGCGAAUGUGCCUUGGAAGACAGCUUGGCUGACCGAGGUUCCGUCGUAAGAGCUGCCAGAUGUCUCCUAGGCUCAGUGACCAAAGUCCUCCUCCUGGCAGACAUCGUCGUAGUCAAUCAAUUGCUUCAUGCCAAGGAUAAGGUCGCCCGCAGUCUCGGGCGCCUCGAAAGUGUCUCGAAUUUCACAGAAUUCGUCAAGGCGUUUAGCCAAUUUGGAGGAGAGAUGGUCGAGUUGGCACAUUUAACGGGUGAUCGUCAGAAUGAUCUCAAAGACGAGAGGCGACGUGCGCAGAUGGCAGCAGCCCGACAAGUAUUAGAGAGAAGCACCAUGAUGCUACUCACGUCCAGCAAGACAUGUCUAAGGCACCCCGAAUGUCCAUCCGCUAAGGAGAACAGAGACACCGUUUUUUGCCAAAUGAGAAGAGCGAUGGAUCUGAUACAUUACGUUGUCAAGGACGGAGUAUUAGACUGUAGCGAAUCUCAAUCCUACUCGAAUUCACAGAGUCCGCAGCAGGAAGACUGGGAUAGCAGUACCGUUUGCUCAGCUUUGAAACACUUCGAAAGGCUCGUCGAAACAACGAGGAUGACCCUGCUGGGACCGGGUUGUCGCGAAACACUUACAUCAGCGCUUGAAACAGUGGUCGAGAGGACACAAGACUUCACCGACAGCGCUUAUACGAGUCACGAGCACAGGGAAAAUAUUCUUCUGCUUUGUGAUCGCGCGAAACUCGAGCUCAAUACACUCUUACGGAUCGGCAAUAGUAUGAAUUACGAGGGCGGUGGAGGUUCACCUAGCUCGGAAAUGGAACAAGCGGUGAUGGGUGUGUUACGGGCGACUAGAGACCUUCGCCAGCAGCUCAGCGCGACGACGAUGGAACAGGCCGGCGAUCUUGGCCAAGUGACAAAAGCCGGCCAGGAACUCGUGUCAACGAUCAGAAAUCUCGCGUUGGCCAAUGACAUCGACCGUCUGCAGGAGAGCAGCGACAGGUUCCACGAGUAUAUCGAACACAUUCUCGAAGUAUGCAAACUUCUGAGACACGUUGCGCUUUCGGAAUCAUUGCAAGUGUCGGCCAAGUUCACGGAGAUCAACUUAAGAAUAUAUGGUCCUCAGGUCGUAACGGCCGCGCACACGUUAGCUAGGCAUCCCACCAGUAAGAUAGCUAAAGAAAAUCUCGAAGUAUUUGCUGACAUGUGGCAGUGGCUCAUGACUGAUGUGACGACAGUAGCGAAAGAUGUUUUGGAACUCAGUCAAAACCGGCCAGAGAAACAGGUUUACAUGUCUUUACCGCGGCCAGGGAAACAUGGCACGACGAGCAAACCGCUAAAACCAGUACGGUUGGACAGCGAGGAGCAGGCAAAGAUCGCUAAGGCAGGACUCGAGAUGAAAUUGAUAACCUCGGAGAUGGAUGCCGAGACGGAAAAGUGGCAGGAGAGCGGAAGCACUCUAGAAGAGAACAACGACAUCGUGAAGCGGGCGAAGAAUAUGUCAUCGAUGGCAUUCUCGAUGUACCAAUUCACGCGAGGUGAAGGCGCCCUGAAGACCACCCAGGACCUAUUCACCCAAGCUGAGUAUUUCGCCGAAGAGGCAAACAGAUUGUACAAGGUUGUGAGACAAUUCAGUUACCAGGUACCAGGUGGACCACACAAGAAAGACCUCUUGGAAAAUUUGGAUAGAGUGCCGACUUACGUUCAACAAUUGCAAUUCACCGUGAAGAAUCCUACCGUCGGCAAGGCCGCCACUUUUACGAAGGUCGACAAUGUUAUACAAGAAACAAAAAAUCUCAUGAAUGUGAUCUCGAAGGUGGUCACAACGUGUUUCGUCUGCGCCACAAAGUACAACCUGGAUUUCCGAGGUCUGUCGGCGCGCGGGGCCGGCGGCUCGCCGUACAGGGGCGGAGAGGGCGGGGGAGCUGACGGCGACGGUGGCGGAGUUGGCGUCGACGGCAGCAAGACGGGCUCCGCCCCCGGCAGCGACCCGUCCGUCUGACAGUUUGGGAUGGCCCGACGGGCCAAGGGGGACGCUCGCCGCACCCGGGUUUCCUUUCUGCUUUUCUAGGGAGAACCUCGCCUGCCCCACCGACCAUCAAAGCGACGUACACGUCGACCGGAUGUCGCGGAAUUGCCGUCAACAACAACAAAUUGCCGUCGGCAAGUACCGCGACGACCGUGCGCGGGAUACAGUAUUCGGAGGUGCCUCGCCUGGCCGGGAUAUGUUCGUCGCCGUUUUCACGGAGGCGACGUAUUGCGCGUAGUAACGAUAUUCGGAACCUGUGCGUGAGGAAAGCGUUCCUCCUGCGGACGCCCUGAUGAUUUCGUAUUUGAAAGCAGGAGAACGGAUUCAAUUUAACGCCUUCGCGACGUAAGAUGAGAACGAUCGCGAAAGUGUUGACUGUGUAAAAGAAUCCUGGUUGAAACGUUAGGAUUGAUCCAGUCCGCGGUGAUACUCUCACAUUUCGACCAGAGAAUAUAAGCAGUUAGUCUCAGUAUUAAUCAACGACUUAUGAUAUGAAAAGGAUACAUGUACUUAAAAUGUUGCAACGGUUCGAUGUGCUUGGACAAUCGUUUAAACUGUAACGAAGAUAUACUUGGUCGACGUGUACGUUUCGCCAGAUCGUUUAGUUAUAUCGUAUACUUUAACUUCUAAUAAUGAGAAACAGAUUUACACUAGCUUCUGCUAUUAGUGAGCAGAUGUCUCAGAUGUACGCGUUUUUACUCCAAGCAAAUGAGUUUGGGAGCACACUUCUUUACACGGCCGAGUGCCACGCGUGGCGAUCGAGGCGUGGGAAAGCGGAAAAUCGAACCAAGUUGGUACCACGUGGAGUUGAGUGUGAAAGUGACGGAUAAAAUGUGCGCGUCUCUCUAUGUAGUCUGCGAAAUUGCUCUUUGAUUCGAUUACGUGAUCCACGCUUUGAUCGUUGGCAACACCGGUGUAAAUGUCGCUACUAAAAAUAUCGAAUAGCAAAAGCUGCUCGCGAGCAAUGAAAUUCAUUUUUACAUCUUACAAUUAGUGUAAUUAAAUUACGUUUUCACGUUUCAGCAAUAAAAUUUCUAUAAAGAAAGAGAUUACGCUAAAUAUUGCGGCGUUACAUUUCACUGCUACUAUACGUUAAUAACAGCAUCACUUGCCUGUUACUUGUUACAUUUGCACGCCGUGUUUAAGAGCAUUCCAUAACGUUCAUCGGUUUAAUAAAUUACAAAAUUAUAAGCUUACGAUUAUGAACUCUUAAGUCAAUUUAUUUAGCACGCAGUACGUUUUGUUACGACGCCAAGCUAAAGUCGCUCAAUACUUUCGGCGUAUAAGGAAUAACAUAUCUUGCAAAUACUAGGAUCUCAUUUUCAUUAUCCUCGCGGCGAAACUUUUCCGCCAACAUACGGCUGCGCACAAACAAAUCAUUCUUCCAUAUCGAGAAGUUGGUGCAGCGACAAUAAUUAACAAAUGUCGAUCGCAGUGCCUUUUAGGUGUGAAAACUUUGUCGAAACUUUGCCGGGGUUCAACCUCAGCUUCCGAAGUGUUACGCCAACUUCGGUAAACAGAUUAUACAGAGAGGAGUCUCGUAUUAUACUUGCAAGAAAAUAGCUCGCGCAUAUACAUACAUCUGCAUGACUUUAGCGCGUGAUCGUCAAGGCGUACUGUAUCCGCGAGAAGCUUAAAAGCUCUCUCUGUAUCUCUCUCUCUCUCUCUCUCCACUCAAAAGUAAAUCGACGAAAACUAAGCAGCACAUGAAGAAAAACCACACGUCAACGAACGACUUUCCCUUCUCUUGUGUUGCACUCAAUUCACUGGCUAAUUAGAGAAAUUUGAACAGUGGCGGUCUCUAAAGUCUUUAUACGAGUCUACUCACUUAAAAGAUACUCUCUUUUCUUACACUCGCUAACAAUUUUAUCUGCCAUUCUUCAAAUUCCUCAUAGCAUAUCCACGUAUCUAAAGAUACUACAGUAUUUAAGCACUGACCUUGCAAUUAAAAAUCAUUUUAGAAAACGUAUUAUUUUCACGCAACUGCGGUAUCUACGAAAAAUAAUGCAGUUAAUCGAGUCUUCGUAGAAAAAA
Molecule: messenger RNA, 4443 nt
Organism: Trachymyrmex cornetzi
Lineage: Eukaryota; Metazoa; Arthropoda; Insecta; Hymenoptera; Formicidae
Gene: alpha-Catr
Product: alpha-catenin related
Exons: 11
Coding region: 100-2382 (760 amino acids)
Biological process (GO): Rho protein signal transduction; cell adhesion
Molecular function (GO): cadherin binding; actin filament binding
Source: RefSeq, a predicted model, not a curated record